Messenger RNA from Dendronephthya gigantea, 2763 nucleotides. RefSeq lists its product as uncharacterized. NCBI's taxonomy places the organism in Eukaryota, Metazoa, Cnidaria, Anthozoa, Malacalcyonacea, Nephtheidae. The coding region runs from base 78 to 2360 and encodes 760 amino acids. The transcript is spliced from 2 exons. The record is from RefSeq and is a predicted model, not a curated record.
UUUUUGAAAUAACGGUUACAAUAAACAUAACAAAUGAAUUGUUUGAAUAAAUAAAUAAAUAAAAAGCAUUUGAAAACAUGAACGAUCAAGCAGCAAUAGAACCGUUGGUUGAAGAAGGCGAGAAUGGGGAGACGUUCGAGGAGAAUAUAGAGUCGCACAACAAACACGAUAUUAAAAAAUCUACCUUCAAUUCCAUUGAGGAGUCUGGUCGAAUAAAGUUUAAAGGAGAGGAUAUGUUAUUUUUGACAGUCAAUGGCAUUCAGAUGUUUACUUUUUAUGAAAUCAUGCUUAAACUUUGUCAAGGCACAAAACGAGGUACAGUUGGCAAUAGAUUUACAAGGCUGAAAGCUACUAAACAUGCAUGUAACAGAGCAGAGGUUGACUUGGUAAAAGAAUUAGGAGGGACCAAACAAGCUUUCUCAAACUGCACUCUAGUCUCAAGAGAAGAUGUUGAAAGAUAUUGGGAAAAAUACUCAGAAAAAAGUGGUUCCAAUGAUGCUACGGACCAGCAAGAACCAGAAGGAUCAAAUUUAAAUAUCAAUAUUCCAAAUAGUUGUAACAGUGACUUGAUUUUAGAGCAAUGCAAACCUGACCACACCUCACUAGAUUUGGUAAGCGAUGAUAAAAACAUGGAUAUCAACAAGGUGAUGGAAUGUCAAAAUAUUUUUAAAGGUAAAAAACCCAAAAUUGGUAAUCAGCAAAAAAAGGCAAUCAAAGCAAGCAAAAAGCCUGUCAAAGAUGGAGCAAAUUUGGUCAAAGGCAGCAGGGUUGGUAAAAAAUCAACAUCAAAAUCAGUAAGUUCAAAUCUAGCAACAAUACAAGUUGAUGAAAAUGUUCGGAGCCUUUCUCCUGUUGCAACAAUUGAUUCAAUAUCUGACGAAAAUAUGCAAGAAAAUGGCAAAAAACGAAAACGUCGCACACAAAUGGAACUACUUCAAUCCUACCAAUUCUAUACCGAUAUAACUGAGGAUGAAAAUACUAUACCUGGUCAAAAAUGUGCAUUGGAUGCAAACAGUAAGCAGUUAAAAGCUGAUGCUUUAUCUCUGGAUAUGAAUUCAAACAUUGUUGAUGACCAAGCAGAGACCAGGUUUGACUAUGAUAACUUUGAUGAACCAUAUUCAGAAGCCAACAACAAUGGUAGCAACUAUGUUGAGCCACGUUCUCCAACUUUGCUUCUUAAAAGAUCUCAUAAUAAGUGGCAUGUGGCGAAUGGUAUUUUACCACAGUCUGGCUUAAAUGAUGCUGAAAGUGAAGAUAUCUCUGAUAAUGUUAUGAAGAGUGAUAACAAUUCAGGUGGGUUAAAACCUGCAAUGACAAAACUAAAAGAUAAAUUAAAAUGUACAAAGAAACGAAAACUUCCUCACGCAAUAUCUAAAGAAAAAUCAGGAAAGAAAAAGAAGAUUGUGGAUAAAGAUUUACAUCCUCUGGCUACAGUUCGGAAAGUUGGCAAGAAUAGUUUAAAAAAAACGAAUGAAGCAAAUAAAAAGGGGAAAAAACGUGCAAGUCUUACAGAACAGGAGAAGACUAACUUGGAGGGAAGUUUUGACCCAGAUAUAGCUAUCGUUGAGAUGAAACCAGAUACAAGUAAUAAUACCAAUGUUAGUGAACAAAAUUUCGAUGGAAGAAAGGGUUUGCUAGGACAAGAUGGUAUAAACAAUUUGAGUAAGACUUUAGACGAGAGCAAAGAAAAGAGAGAAAAUAAUGAUGAGAUUAAAAUAGUUAAGAAAAAGCGAAGACGACGCUUAGAAAUGAAUACUUUUCGUUUAAUCGAGACUAUACCAUAUUCUGCAUUUUUAGUCGUAAAGGAUGGUGAUCUUUCUCCCUCCCAUACUAUGGCAUACAAUAAAAAAAACUGUCUUCCUGGUUGUUGUCAUGCAUUGUGGAGAUGGCGUUUAGGAAAGCCAGUGUCAAUGCCAAGCCAGUCCCCGGUGAAGUCAACAGAUGUACCGCUCCCGUCUGGCAAAGCCAACAUCAACGACCUUCCUCUGAACAAAAUCUUGCAAGAUGAACAGUCCCCGGUUCAAACAAAAUUUGGCUAUUCGUCUCCAACAAAAAGUUUGCAAGAUGAACCUUUGAAACCAAAGCAAGAUAACUCGUCAACGAUUGAAGAGCCAGGUGACUUACAAAGUCAGCAGUUUUCGUGUGAAAUGAAAGAUAAUGUAUCGGUUGAGACACGGCAAGAACAUUAUUCUUUAGAACAUGAUAAGCUUGAGGGUUCGCCUUUGGCAAAAACAAAACGAGAAAAUUGGCCAGCAGAAGAUGCCAAAGAAAAAGAAGAGAGACCGGAGAAUAAGGAUACCGAAGAAAGUAUAAAUACAGAUGCAGUUUUGUUGGAAACGAGCUGUGCUCCUGACUCAUAGAGUUGGUUCCACCAAAAUCAUCAUGGUCGCGUUGACAGACGAAGAAAUUUAAAAAAAAUUGUUGCUCUACAUGACUAAGGAUAUGCAGGAUAUUUUUUGUAUUGAUAUUAUUUCUGUCAUCUGAUGUAAUCUUUGUUACAUUUAUUGUCGUUCAAGAUUUUUAUUGAUGUGUUAACGGAAAAACUUAAAACAUCGAAGUGCCCAACUGAACGUAUUUAAUAAUUACCGCUGUUCUCAGAUUUUCACUGUUCCACACUUUGUGAAUUGUAGAUAAAAAUAUUUUGCCAUUAUUGUAUUGUGGCCGAUUUUACUAUACAACACUCACAUUUCUUUUUCAGAAAUAUGUUUAAAAUAGAAUGAUCGUCAGGACUGAAUUUUGUAGUUUUAACUUGUAGUUUUCGUU